AUGUGUGGAAUCUUUGCGUAUCUGGGAGAUAGGCAGGCACUUCCUUGCCUGAUCACAGCUCUCAAGCGACUGGAGUACAGAGGUUACGACUCUGCCGGCGUUGGGAUUCAUAACGGGAAGCAUAUUCAAAUUUGUAAGAAGAGUGGAAAAGUGGCGAACCUCGAGACUGCUUGCGGUGGUGUCAACAACCCGGAGUAUGCUGGCACUAUGGGUAUUGCUCAUACCCGUUGGGCUACCCAUGGCGCUCCUACUGACGCCAAUGCUCAUCCUCACUUCACUGAGGAUCGGAAGAUCGCUGUAGUCCACAACGGUAUCAUCGAGAACUACGCCAGUCUGCGUGAGGAGCUCAUCAAUAAGGGAUACCACUUUACCUCGGAGACCGAUACUGAGCUCCUCGCUCAUUUGGUUGCUGAUGUUCGUGAAGAGAUGGGAGCUGACCCUUCAUGGUCUGUCAUCGUUUCUUGCGCAUUGAGCAUUGUGACAGGUGCCUACGGUGUUGUCUUCAUGUUCGAAGACGAACCCGGCCUCCUGAUUGGUGCUCGCAAGGGCUCCCCUCUCAUUUUGGGUGUUGGUGAAGGCGAGUAUAUGCUUGCCUCUGAUGGAUCAGCUGUUGUUGAGUACACCAAAGAUGUGGUCUUCAUCAGAGAUGGAGAGCUUGUGGAAGUGCGCAAGUCUGGUUAUCGGCUAAGGACGAUUGAGGGCAUCAGUACCCGGCAGAUGUCCAUUGAUGAGGACGUUACUAAUCCUCUCGUCCAACUGGAAGUGUCUCUCGCGCAAAUUGAGAAGGGUGGGUAUCCUCAUUUCAUGAUCAAGGAAAUUAUGGAUCAACCUAACUGCAUACGUAACACGUGUCGAGGAAGGCUCUAUCAACCUAUGCAAGAACAUGAUGGUCAUACUUCUCCCAAAUGGGAUAUCAAGUUGGGUGGUCUCAACACUAAAGUCCAGGGCACGGAAAAGACUGCAUUAGAGACCAUCGCUAAUGCUGAUCGUAUCAUCAUCUGUGCUUGUGGUACUUCGUGGCACUCUGGUCUUAUUGGAGAGUACCUUAUUGAGCAACUAGCUCGUAUUAAUGUUGAAGUUGAGUAUGCUUCCGAGUUCCGCUAUCGCAACCCUCUUCUAACUCCUAAAGAUGUCAUCGUUGCUAUUUCCCAAUCAGGUGAAACUGCUGAUACCCUGGAGGCGAUACGCAUUGCCAAGUCAAAUAGCGCACUUUCCAUAGGCAUUGUCAACUGCGUCGGUUCAACAAUUGCUCGUGAUACCGAUGCUGGCAUUUACCUUCACGCUGGUCCUGAGAUCGGCGUCGCUUCUACUAAAGCUUUCACUUCGCAGGUUAUGGUCCUCACUCUAUUGGCUUUGAGCUUAGCUCGUAAGCGUGGUACAAUCGAGGACGACUAUUUCUACACACUUUGUGAAGAGCUUCAUAACUUUCCCGAGCAUAUCUCGACGGUGUUGAAGACUGCGACCCAGGUCAAGACAAUAUCGAAAUUCUUCCGGAUGGCACAUAACUUCCUCUUCCUCGGUCGUGGGAUCCACUUCCCUGUGGCCUUAGAGGGUGCAUUAAAGUUGAAGGAGAUUUCCUAUAUCCAUGCUGAAGGGUAUCCAGCUGCUGAGAUGAAGCAUGGUCCCAUCGCUUUGAUCGAUCGCAUGAUGCCUGUUGUUUGUAUUGCCCCUAAGAGUGAUCCAACUUAUGAUAAGGUCAAGGCUAACAUCGAGGAAGUUAAGGCUCGCAAUGGCGAGCUUAUUAUUAUCACAGAAGAGGGCAACCAUGAUCUAGAUAGAUUCGUCAGUGAUGAAGAGUACAUCAUUCGAAUUCCCUCUGUGGACGUGAAUCUGCAACCUAUUAUCGCCGUCGUACCGUUGCAGCUACUUUCCUACUACAUUGCAGACCUCAGAGGUUGCUCUAUCGAUCAGCCACGUAACUUGGCUAAAUCUGUUACAGUUGAGUAG
Messenger RNA from Perkinsus marinus ATCC 50983, 1947 nucleotides. RefSeq lists its product as hypothetical. Gene Ontology annotation, cellular component: cytosol. The coding region runs from base 1 to 1947 and encodes 648 amino acids. The transcript has a single exon. Gene Ontology annotation, molecular function: carbohydrate derivative binding; L-glutamine:D-fructose-6-phosphate transaminase (isomerizing) activity. The record is from RefSeq and is a predicted model, not a curated record. Lineage: Eukaryota; Perkinsozoa; Perkinsida; Perkinsidae. Gene Ontology annotation, biological process: fructose 6-phosphate metabolic process; carbohydrate derivative biosynthetic process; protein N-linked glycosylation.